Messenger RNA from Phytophthora infestans T30-4, 3717 nucleotides. RefSeq lists its product as uncharacterized. The record is from RefSeq and is a predicted model, not a curated record. Gene Ontology annotation, cellular component: integrator complex. The coding region runs from base 1 to 3717 and encodes 1238 amino acids. The transcript has a single exon. Gene Ontology annotation, biological process: snRNA 3'-end processing. Lineage: Eukaryota; Oomycota; Peronosporomycetes; Peronosporales; Peronosporaceae.
AUGCCUACAGUGCCCUCUUCCUCUACCGCAUCGUCUCAGUCUCUUCCCUCACGUCUUCUCUCUGUCGUGGCCGCCGGAGAGCUCUCAAUUCUUCCUGAUGACGCCGCUACUAGAGACUCAGACGAGGCGCUAGAUGGGCUGCUAACCCCUUUCUUGCCGCUCAUGACGCGCCUCCAGAGUUCACGCCGCGCCUGUUCUACCUCCAACUUGCUUCCUAAUUCGACGUCUCUAGACGCUACGCUUCUUCGCGUAGAGAAGUCUUCGAAAUGGCGACAAUACGCCCAAGUAUUCGCUGAUCUGACGCCGUCCCAGCUUCAAUCAGCUGUAAUUCCUGACCCCGUUGCCGCAUUCCGCCGCUUCGAGCGCGGUUCAGAAGCUGAGAGAGUGAAGAUUGUAUUAUGUGAAUGGCUCCUCGCCGCCCCUGGAAGUUUGGAGUCCAGCGAGCUCUUUUUAAACGAGAUCUACCAGGAAGAAGUCGCCGCCAUUCUCGUGUUGACUCUAGCCAGUCUAAAGCUCCAGACGCAGCCCAUAACAGCUCACAACCGUCUAGGCAUGGAGACGGUGACUCGCAAGGCUCUAGCAGUACCAACAGGCCCCAUACUACUCACCAGACUGGCCGUCAACGACCCCUCUUGUGUUGAGCAGCUCAUGGAUGCCAUCGUGGCGACGGUAGUGGAGGCCACUACGACGGAUCAGACCAUGGCGCAGCAGGAGCAAGACGCGCUGACCUCCUCCACGUCUGUAGUGGAGAACGCUCGUCGGGCUUGUGUGCACUUGGCCAAGUUGUCGCAUCUAUAUGCUGUGAGACUGAAGGAGAAGCUCAGUCAACAGACUGCAUCGCUACACUGUGUAGCCAUGGCAUUGGAACUGGUAACAACGUGUUUAAAAGAAGACGUGAGUGUGUUCAUGUUCCAGUGGCUCAAGAGAGACGGAGCUCCUGGGUCAGCGCUACGGACAUAUUUGCAGCUUCCAAGCCGCGAGAUUGCGUCCGGAACAAGUGAUUUCCAACAAGAAACGGUCAAAUACCUGACGAUACUUCGUCACAUUCUGUUGGAUACACUGGACAGCGCGACUAAGGUGUCGCCGUACGAACUCACUGCAGUUCUCGGUGUUUGUGUUGGUCUUCAGGUGCUCGACAGCUUCCAACUGACUGCGUCAGAGCGAAUUCGACUGUUACAGAGUCUCGACAAGAUUGCGUCGUCGUCGUCAUCGUCUCGUUCAGUUAGUCUGGCGUUUAUUAUGGUAGUAUUGCUGUGGUAUCCGCUGGCACCGGCACUGAGCAAGGCACCUGGCCAGCGUGACGAGCAUACCAAGACUGCAGUGACUUUAUCUCAACAAGUACUGGUGUCGCUGUUCCAAGCACGUGAAGCGGGUGCUGGAUCGCUGUUCGUGGUGUCUGCAGUGUUGUUCUACACGAAAGCUCCAGCGCUGGUUCCGUUUUUGGCGUCGGUGAUUGGAUUCAAUGAAGACAUAAACUCUACUGGAAGUGGCAUUCAACAAGCGUUGCGUGCCGAGUAUCUUCACAUCUUCGGAGACGUCAUCCUCAAGCCGAUACUGACGGAGAACCGGCUGGCUCGUGAGGUGCUGACAUUUCCACCAGUUGCACGUGUCUCGGCGAUGGAUGCAUUGGCGUCAGGUCACGGACAACACGAGUUUACGCUACGUGGACUUCACGGCCUGUUGUGUGAGAAAUCUUUCUUGCGACAUCAUCACGGUCAUCGACUUGAGAGCUGGUUGGCUACGCAGAUUGGAGAGCAGGUCGCUUUACCUGUUCAUCCUUUACUGGUCAGUGUGUUGCUCGAGUGGAUUGAAAACUACGUGAUGGCCUUCGAGUACCCCAUCGCCCAAGCUCCUCGUCGACUUCAAUUGUCGAUUGUUCCUCUACGAAGCUCCACGUUGUCAAAAUGGCUCGCAGCGCCGUGUUUGGAACACGCGUAUGGCCCCAGUAAAGGACAGGACCUUGAGUUAGAGUGGGCACGCGGUGUGUUGGGACUUACGUAUGCUCUGCAGUUUAAUCAGCGACUGCGUCAUGCCACCAUGGUCGCUGGAAGUAAGCUCAGCAGUCUGGUUUCAACUUCUUCCGGCGCAUCAGUCGCGACUGCGUUAGGACCUGGUGCAGACAUCUGUCUGAGCUACGAUCUCAGCGCUUUUCCUCUUCGCAAUAUCGUCGCAAUGGCUGUAGCGCACGGCGACCAAGGUGGCGUCUUUGAAUAUGUGGCUCCGACAUUACUGAAGCUCAUGAUCGAAGAACACCCGCAGCUUUUCGAUGCUGCUACUGCCUCUGCAUCGCCAGGAUCGGUAUUGCAGUUACUGCCUCUUGCCUCCAGUCCGCGGGAUGUCGCGGCGCGCGACUUGGCGAGCAGCUGGUUCCGCCGCCGUCGUAACAGCGGCGACCUGCCGAAUGUCCGAGUGAUGCAGUCUCCUCCGUCCUGGUUAGCAGCUCAAACGCUGUUGUUAGAGCUCGAAUCAGCGCCGAUCGACGUCGUGAUGCGAGAGUUGCCCGUUCUAGUGGACGGGUUCCUUCCGUAUGCAGUGGUGUCAUCUCACGCUUCGUCCACAUCAUGUCGACAAGUGGCUGCGUUCUGCUCACAACUUGCAGCGCUGUACGAGACGCGUGCUCGUCGUGAACAGGGGCCUAGUACCUCACUAUUGAUGAAACUAGUGCAUGCUCUGUGCUUCCCGGAUGAAAAAUGGCGUCAGCAGCAGACUCAGACGCAUCAAACAGGCGCAUUCCAACUGCUGACGUACAUGCAGUUGUUAGAGGAGCCGUUCCGGAUGGUGGAUGACGCCCAUGAUGGAGUAUACUGUCAACCGGCAUUGCUGCGUGUGUUGCUGGGACUCGUCCGAGAUGUUCGAGCAGCAGCAAACGUUCACGUGUCCAAGUGUGAUCCCAGCUCGGUAUCGGUGGAAGGUACGAGUGCAUCUGCGUCUACAGCCAGUGUACAGCAGCACCAGCUUCUGCAAGAUUGCUUGCUGAUACACGGACUUCUCAAGAGAAUGCAUACUUUGAGUUCAGAACCAAGUGACAACGAGGUGGCUGAAGAGAGUCGUGCACUGCUGUGUGGCCUUGUGAACGAGUUGCUGGCUGCAGAUGUUGAGGAAUCGGCUUCAUCUCCACGUCUGCUACUGGCAAUCCACACACAGGGCUAUGACACCUCACUGGUUCCUACGCUUGUCGCUAACGUGCCGUCUAUGAAGCUGUUGUGGGACCACUGGAUGGCAGCAACGUCGUCUUCCAGUUCAGGUUCAACAUCUCGUUCAGCUACACCAGGCACGAAGCCAUUGAUGGAGUUCGUCGCUGAAGGAGCUGAGAAGGACCUACCCAAGUGGCGUUUCCGACUACGCGUGGUGCUGUCAUUGUGUGCAGCCUAUCUCUCUGGCAGUCGACAGAGCGCAGCAAUGCAGCAAGCACUUCGUGUGGUAUGGAACAAAAUCCGCAAUGGAGUUGGCACCACGUGCGAAAACAGUGCCAGAUACGUCACUCUCUUGAGCGAGAUCUUGCCUUGGAUUGUGGACGCAUGCUCCGAGAACGCAGACCUCAGCGCUGAGCUGGUACAUUUCUUACUCAAGUUGCAGAGACAGCAGCAAAGUGGACCCAGUAGCAAGGGAAGAGACGGUCGAAGAGCAGUCGACACAGCGGGAAAACCUCAAGAGCAACGACAACUGUUGGAGCAAGUGCUACGUGAUACUUAUGCCUCGUUACUUCAGCAGAUCUAA